This is a messenger RNA of Dentiscutata heterogama, 546 nucleotides long. NCBI's taxonomy places the organism in Eukaryota, Fungi, Glomeromycota, Glomeromycetes, Diversisporales, Gigasporaceae. The record is from the annotation of a GenBank genome assembly.
AUGAAACUUGUAUCGACAUCCACAUUGGCUUUGUCCUCAUCUACUUCAGUAAUUUCACCACGACCGUUUGAUAAUACCGAUACUAUUGCAAAAAAUGCAGUAGGUCAAAAAGAUGCAAUAGUCAAAAUCAAAGAAGCAACUCAACUAAUAUCUGAAUGUGAACAAACAAUUAAGCUUAUCAUAAGUGAAAAAAGGCUAGGAAAACUUAAACAUCAUGCAGAAGCUCAAGCUAAACUUAGGGCAAAAAAACAAAAACAACUCAAUGAUGAAAGUAUUGUUGAACAAUUCUGCCAUAUAAUAGUUCAUGCCUAUCAAUUUCAAAGGAAACAUACUAUCGAUUAUGUUGCAGAAAGUGUGCAACAUCUAUCCAAACGUGGUCGACCUCAAAAGCAAGUUGAUGAGAUAUCACUAGCUACUGCCUCAUCAGACUUUAGAGUUGCCGAAGAUGUAGUUGACUGUAAUUUGUCAGAUGAUGAGAUUUUGAAUUUGCAUGAUAUACAAUCUGAUAAUGAAUGGGAAUUAAUAGAUGUUAGAAUCCAUAAUUAA